This is a messenger RNA of Peromyscus eremicus (cactus mouse), 4772 nucleotides long. RefSeq names its product tectonin beta-propeller repeat containing 1 (gene Tecpr1). The record is from RefSeq and is a predicted model, not a curated record. Gene Ontology annotation, cellular component: membrane. NCBI's taxonomy places the organism in Eukaryota, Metazoa, Chordata, Mammalia, Rodentia, Cricetidae.
CCUCUCACCUGAGGCCCGGGGAGGACCCGGCUGAAGCAAUAGACUAGGAGUUCAGGAGCAUCCACUAGGAACCCGCCCCGCCGGGCGUGGGCCCAGCGCUGUGGCCAUGCCCGCCUCUGUGCUGUGGGCCGUGGACCUCUUCGGGAGAGUGUAUACCUUGUCGACGGCUGGCCAGUACUGGGAGCUUUGCAAGGAUGUCCAGAUGGAGUUCAAGCGGGUCAGCGCAGCUACUCAGUGCUGCUGGGGCAUCGCCUGCGACAACCAGGUCUACUUGUACGUGUGCUCCAGUGACGUGCCCAUCCGCCACCGAGAGGAGGCCUAUGAGAAUCAGCGUUGGAACCCCAUGGGAGGCUUCUGUGAGAAGCUCCUGCCGAGUGACCGCUGGUCGUGGAGUGAUGUGAGUGGGCUCCAGCAUCGGCCGCUGGACGGGGUAGCCCUGCCCUCGCCACACUGGGAAUGGGAAUCGGACUGGUACGUGGAUGAGAACUUUGGAGGGGAGCCCACCGAGAAAGGGGGGUGGACGUACGCUAUGGACUUUCCCGCCACCUACACUAGAGACAAGAAGUGGAAUUCAUGCGUGCGGAGGCGAAAGUGGAUCCGGUAUAGGAGAUACAAAUCCCGGGACACCUGGGCCAAGAUCCCCUCAAAGGAUGAUCCCAAGGAACUCCCUGACCCCUUCAAUGACCUGUCUGUGGGAGGGUGGGAGAUCACAGAGGAGCCUGUGGGCCGCCUGUCAGUGUGGGCUGUGUCCCUGCAGGGAAAGGUGUGGUAUCGAGAGGAUGUCAGCCACCCCAACCCAGAAGGCUCCUCCUGGUCUCUUGUGGAUACCCCAGGGGAGGUGGUCCAGAUCAGCUGUGGGCCUCAUGACCUCAUAUGGGCCACCCUCUGGGAAGGGCAAGCCCUGGUCAGAGAAGGAAUCUGCAGGAAUAACCCAAAAGGAAGUUCCUGGUCCAUAGUGGAGCCUCCUGGGUCUGAAAAUGGUAUCAUGCACGUCUCCGCGGGAGUCAGUGUGGUCUGGGCCAUCACAAAGGACCGCAAAGUGUGGUUCCGAAGAGGCGUCAACUCUCACAACCCCUGUGGCACCAGCUGGAUCGAGAUGGUUGGGGAAAUGACAAUGGUCAAUGUGGGGCUGAAUGACCAGGUCUGGGGUAUCAGCUGUGAGGACCGAGCUGUGUACUUCCGACAGGGCGUCACCCCCAGUGAGCUCAGCGGGAAGACAUGGAGGGCCAUCGUUGUGGGCCGAGAAAGUGACCGGUCACACUCCGGCAGCUCAUCCAGUCUCCUCAGCGCUGGCUGCUUCUUCGGUGAUGAGGUGAGAGGCAGUGGUUCGGAGUCUGCACCCAGUGAUACCGAUGCCUCCUCGGAAGUCGAGAGACAGGGCCCCGAACAACCUCUCCCCAAAGAAUCUUUGGACAAUUCCAGGAACCUUAAAGAGAGCUUGUCCAAGGGCCCCGAGACCAGCAGGAACACCGAGCAAAGCAUGGAGAACCCCUGCCUGGCCAAAGGCGAAGGGAAGGCUCCUGAGGCCUCUAGCGCCGAUGAAUGCCACAGCCCAGCCUCCACACCAGCCGAGCUGCCCUGGACCAACAUUGACCUAAAGGAACCCAAGAGGGUGUCUAACCAGCCAGCUGCAGGCUUUCCUGAGACUACAGGCCUCUCCUCCCUGGGGCUUUUCCCACUGGGCAUGGAGGAACCCUACGGGGCAGAUGACCAUCCUCUGUGGGCCUGGGUGUCUGGAGGAGGGUGUACCGUGGAGGCAGGCUCUGUGCUCAAGUGGUUCACUGUCCAGCCAGGCCUGUCCCCGUCAGUGCAGACGCUGUCCCUGUCCAUCACGCCCGCCCAGACCGCGGCCUGGAGGAAGCAGAUCUUUCAGCAGCUCACGGAAAGGACCAAGCGGGAGCUGGAGAGCUUCAGACACUAUGAGCAGCUCGCCCUGCUCAGCCUGUCCUGUUGUGAGAGCCGGAAAGUCAAUGGACGCCCGUCCCCGCAGGCCAUCUGGUCUGUCACCUGCAAGGGUGACAUCUUUGUGAGUGAGCCCAGCCCAGACCUGGAAGCCCGUGAGCACCUGCUACCCUGCGACCAGAUGUUCUGGCGGCAGAUGGGAGGCCACUUGCGGCUCAUAGAGGCCAACAGCCGCGGUGUGGUGUGGGGCAUUGGCUAUGACCACACAGCGUGGGUAUACACAGGCGGCUAUGGCGGAGGCUGCUUCCAAGGCCUGGCCAGCAGCACCAGCAACAUUUACACACAGUCAGAUGUGAAGAGUGUCCACAUCUACGAGAACCAGCGUUGGAACCCUGUCACAGGCUAUACCAGCAGGGGUCUGCCCACGGACCGGUACAUGUGGAGUGAUGCCACGGGGCUGCAGGAAUGCACCAAGGCCGGCACAAAGCCGCCGUCCCUGCAGUGGACCUGGGUCUCUGACUGGUACGUGGACUUCAGUGUCCCCGGUGGCACCGAUCAGGAAGGAUGGCAGUACGCCAGUGACUUCCCCGCCUCUUACCAUGGGUACAAAACCAUGAAGGAUUUUGUCAGGAGAAGGUGCUGGGCCAGAAAAUGCAAGCUGGUGACCAGCGGGCCGUGGCUAGAAGUGGCCCCUAUUGCCCUCGGCGAUGUGUCCAUCAUCCCGGAGAGUGCAGAUGCGGAUGGGCGAGGAGGACACAACAUUGCGCUGUGGGCUGUCAGUGACAAGGGGGAUGUCCUCUGCCGCCUGGGUGUAUCCGAACUCAACCCCGCGGGUUCCUCCUGGCUACAUGUUGGCACUGACCAGCCCUUCGCCUCUGUCUCCAUUGGGGCCUGCUAUCAGGUGUGGGCUGUGGCCAGGGAUGGCUCUGCAUUCUACCGGGGCUCUGUGUCUCCCUCUCAGCCAGCUGGUGACUGCUGGUACCAUAUCCCAUCUCCUCCCAAACAGAAGCUGGCACAGGUGUCUGUGGGCCAGACGUCAGUAUACGCCUUGGAUGAAAACGGGAACCUGUGGUACCGAGCGGGGAUCACCCCCAGCUAUCCACAAGGCUCCAGCUGGGAGCACGUGUCCAACAAUGUGCGCAAAGUGUCUGUGGGGCCGCUGGACCAGGUCUGGGUGAUUGCCAACAAAGUCCAGGGGAGCCAUGGCCUGAGCCGGGGCACGGUGUGUCGUCGCGUGGGUGUCCAACCUCGGGAGCCCAAGGGGCAGGGCUGGGACUAUGGCAUUGGAGGAGGCUGGGACCACAUCUCCGUCCGAGCCAAUGCCAUCAUGGUACCCAAGAACGUGUCCAGGGAACAGGAGGCCCAUGGUCAAGGUCCCGUUUACUGCUGAGGCCUCUCCUCACCUGGAGGCAAGGAUGGUUUGAGCCGGAAGGACCAGAACCGAGCCUUUCUUGUGUAGUGUGGGAGGGCAUCACCCAGGCCCACACAUGCACAGGGAGUCAGGCCAAAGUCAGCCAUUUUGAAGCACCGACAAAAUGCCCAGAGAUGUGAAACUGUGGGGGUGCUCCCACACGCGUUCCAAGACUGCGAGGGAUGAUGCAGGGGAAGAGUGGAGGGGAUGACUACUGCCUGGGGCCCUCAGCCCUGGUCCCUCCCUGUUAUACCUCCCAGCUUUCCAGGCCAGGAGCUCAGAGCCCUCCAGAAAUCCUGGCCCUAAAGAGGCAGGUCCAAGGAGGGGCCUUCCUCACCUGGAGACCCCAAGUCACCCCCAGGAGAACCAGCUGUGAGGCUCAGGUCUCCAAGCCUCAGUCUGCAGUCAUCCCUCAGCAGGUUUCCAAAUGGGUUUUUGCUUCAAAAGUUAAGCAAAGGAGUUGGGCUUGGUGGCUAAUGCUUAUAUGCCCAGCACUCAGGAGGCUGAGGCAGGGGGAUUGUGAGUGUGAGUUUGAGACCACAUAGCAAGACUAUCAUACACACACACACAAUAUCUAGAUAAAUAAACCAGGCAUGAUGGCGCAUGCCUGUAAUCCCAGUACUCAGAAGACAGAGGCAAGAUGAUCAGGUGUUCAAGGGCACCCUCGGCUCCACAGUAAGUUUGAGGCCAGCCUGGGCUACACGAGACCCUGCCUCAGGAACCAGGUGGGUCUUAGCCUGGUUUGGGGUCCUCUCCUGGGAUACACUGCAAGGUAGUUUCCAUGUAGAGAAUCACCACCAUGAACCCCAGUUUAGCCCCUCUUUCAGAUGUGGGGGCAGGGCUUCCUUGCCCACUUGUUGCAGGGUGGCCAGGUCUGGGUGGAGGCAACUCGCACCCUAGACUUGGGUGAGGAAAUCUGUGCCCUGUGGAAAGGGUAUGGCCAGAACCCUAGGCUGUCUUGUGCCCCAGGGCUGGACAGAAGGCAUUUGCUGUCCUGAGGUGACCUCUGUAGCCUGCCUGGCACAGCCUAAGCACUGGCCCCCAGCGUGAGUGUGUGCCCCAGCAGGUGAUGUCUGAUGUUUCAGACCCUGCCCAUGGGGUGCCAGAGCCCCAUCUCUAUCACCCCUCUUAACUGGUUUGCCCUGGAAUCCUCCGAGUGGGGUCAUGGUCAGGAAGGGUUCCAUUCUGCAUGAGAGGUGUCCCCGGAAGCUAAGAGGGAACUACUCUGGGGCCCCAUCCCAAGGAUAUCUGAGGAGCCCCAUGUCCUCAGCAUUUCCAGAGGUGGGACCAGACAUACCCGUGUACAGAGGGGUGCUCGAGGGGUCACUCCCCUGUCUGCAUGUCAGUGUCAGGAUUCCAAGGGAGCAUCCUGGCUUGUCCCCAGCAGCUGUGACCUGUGUGUUCUGCUGCAGAUAGCUCUUAACAGAGCGCCUUGAGGGCAUCACUCUGCUAACAUCAC